This is a messenger RNA of Artibeus jamaicensis (Jamaican fruit-eating bat), 735 nucleotides long. RefSeq names its product WAP four-disulfide core domain 8 (gene WFDC8). Gene Ontology annotation, molecular function: serine-type endopeptidase inhibitor activity. The transcript has 6 exons. Gene Ontology annotation, cellular component: extracellular region. Bases 1 to 735 code for a protein of 244 amino acids. The record is from RefSeq and is a predicted model, not a curated record. Lineage: Eukaryota; Metazoa; Chordata; Mammalia; Chiroptera; Phyllostomidae.
AUGGAAGAGUGUGGGACCAUGGGAGGGUUCCUUCCUCACUGCAGCUCCACCUUCUCCGGGAGGAAAGUAGCUCUCCUGCUGUUUCUCUCCCUCUUGCUGGAGCAGACAUGGGCGGGGCCUCACAAAAAAGUCAAACAGAAGCCAGGAGAAUGCAUCCCAGAGAGGAUCAUCUGCGAAGCUAGGGUUCCAGACUUGUGCAGAGAGGAUUUCGCCUGUGAUGAAAAAAGGAAGUGUUGCUUUUUUGCCUGCGGGAAGAAGUGCAUGGAUCCAUAUGAAGAACCCUGCAUGCUACCUGUAGAUCCAGGAAACUGUAGGAGUGUUACUACCCGCUGGUAUUUUGACUUACAAGAUAAUGUAUGCAAACACUUUAACUAUGGAGGCUGCAAUGGGAAUGCCAACAACUUCCUCAGCCAGAAAGACUGCAUGACGGCUUGCUCAUUAACUGUCAAGAAAGGAGAGUGCCCAAUCUUCCCUUCUGAGGAGCGUAUGGAAUGUUUGGACUCAUGUAGGAGUGACAACGAUUGCCCUCAAAUGGAAAAAUGUUGUGAAUCCAUGUGCGGCUUUGCUUGUGCCAGGGCCUGGACAGUCAAAUCAGGUUUCUGCCCAGAAAAGCCCCUACUGUGUUCAAAGAUUGAUAAACCCAAGUGCCUGUGGGAUGAAGACUGCCCACUGGGAGCGAAGUGCUGCUCACGCUGUGGGCUGAAGUGCCUGGACCCUGUCAUGAAUAGAUUGUAA